AUGCUGCUUUUGACGAUUCUUGUUCAAUUGGCUGCUGCCUAUCCCGCCGUUUCGACGACCUCGACGACCUCAAACAGAGUACAAGAAAUUGAAACGCCGCUCCUUCGCACACGCCGAUCAGUCAUCGGCUACAGGGCACACCGCAACCGAAGCUUUUCCCACCACAGCAAAGAAUUGAUCAGACGAAGUGUUCUCGGGUCUCAGUUCUCGAAGAAAGAAUUUCUCCCCUUCAAGGACAUGAAGAGAAGGUACUACACAGAACACAUGAUGCGACGAUAA
Molecule: messenger RNA, 279 nt
Organism: Oikopleura dioica
Lineage: Eukaryota; Metazoa; Chordata; Appendicularia; Copelata; Oikopleuridae
Source: the annotation of a GenBank genome assembly